Molecule: messenger RNA, 1342 nt
Organism: Aegilops tauschii subsp. strangulata
Lineage: Eukaryota; Viridiplantae; Streptophyta; Magnoliopsida; Poales; Poaceae
Product: small ribosomal subunit protein uS10c
Biological process (GO): translation
Cellular component (GO): ribosome
Molecular function (GO): RNA binding; structural constituent of ribosome
Source: RefSeq, a predicted model, not a curated record
CGCAAAAACGCGCUCCGAACUGGAUAAUACAGCACGAUAGCGAAGCAGAGGCCUUCCAACGCCUCCUCCCUCGCCGCUCUCCCUCCCUUGCACUCUCAUCCCCUCCCUCGUCGCCAUGGCCGUCUCCACCUCCACCUCCACGCUCCCACUCCUCUUCCUCCACCGCUCCACCGCAAGCCCGAACCCCACCGCGCUCUCCUUCGCCUCCUCCCUCCGCGCGUCCCCGCUGCGCUCCCGCGCCUCCGCCGCCCCGCCAGCCGAGACCCUCGCCGACGACCUGCCCUCCGACACGCCUCCGGUUGGUGAGGGGUCGGGAAUUCCGAUGCCGUCGUCGAUUGGGGAGGAUGGGGAGGAGUUACUGUUUGGUGCUACUGCCGGGAAAGAAACUGUUUCAAGGGCACGUGCACAGUCGCACUCGUCCUUCAGUGAUUCCUUCAAUGUAUCUCAAGAGAGGAUAGUGAUAACGAACAGUUCUGGAGAGAAACUCAUUGGUGUUUUGCACGAAGCUGGAUCUAAGGACAUUGUAGUGUUAUGCCAUGGGUUUAGGUCAUCAAAGGAAAGUAGAACCAUAAUGGGUCUUACUGAUGCAUUAACAUCAGAGAAGAUUAGUGUAUUUCAGUUUGAUUUUUCUGGCAACGGAGAAAGUGAAGGUACAUUUCAGUAUGGCAACUACUAUAAAGAGGUGGAUGACUUGCAUGCUGUAAUCCAGCAUUUUAAGGAACACAAGCGUGAUACUCGUGCUAUUGCUGGCCACAGUAAGGGAGGAGAUGUGGUCAUCAUCUAUGCGUCCAUGUAUCAAGAUGUAUCUCGUGUUAUCAACAUAUCGGGCAGAUUUGAUCUGAAACGUGGAAUUGCAGAUCGUCUUGGCAGUGACUAUAUGGAAAGGAUAAAUCAACAUGGUUUCAUUGACGUGGCACAGAAAACAGGACAGUUCAUGUACCGUGUAACCAAAGAAAGUCUGAUGGACCGUCUUAGGAUAGAUAUGCAAAGUGCAUGCAUGUCUAUUGGCCCUAACUGCAGGGUCCUGACAGUUCAUGGUUCUGACGAUGAUGUUGUGCCAUCGGAGGAUGCUCUGGAAUUUCAUAAAUAUAUAGGCAACCACGAAGUGCAUAUUAUUGAAGGAGCUGAUCAUAGAUAUUCAUCUCAUCGGCUUGAGUUGGCUAACAUUGUAUUGAAAUUUGUUACAUCUGGCUGACAAAACGAUGUUGGAACAAAUGUAACCAUGACAAUGCAUGUUUGACCCAAUGUUUUGUGAUUGGCGUUGCCAUCAAUUUCUUUCCGACAUGCUACAAAAUUACCCUAUCAACUUUAGUUCAAGUGUGAAGUGUUCAUGCUUCUGGCA